CCCCUUUCUCUCUCGUUUCACCUCAGAGGAGGCGCAGAGCCGAGCGGGCGACGCUGCCGCCGCUUUCUCCGGCCGGCCGUCCGCCUCUCCUUCGCGAUGGGCUCAGAGAAGGACUCGGAGUCGCCGCGCUCUACCUCGAUACACGCGGCUGCCCCGCCGGCCAAAUGCCCCAAGAGCGGCUCAGGACAAGCAGGAGGCGGCAGAGGCACCGGCGGCGGAGGAGGUGACGGCAACAGCGGCAGUAACAGCGGCACCAGCCGCGGCCGACGCCGCCUCCUCAGCUUCCAAAGCGUCUUCUCGGCCGCCGCCUCGGCCGCCUCGUCCUCAGCCUCCGGGGCCGGAGUCCGCCGCCGGCGGAAGGCCAAGGCCAAGCCAGAGCCGCCUCAAGCCAAGCCCGCCCCGGUGGUGGAGGCGGUGGCGGCGGCGAUCGCCAGCCCCACCGCAGCAUCAACCCAGGCCACUCCGCCGCCGCCCUCAUCGCCGCCGCCGCCACAACCUCCUCCUGCUCCUUCGGCGGCGGUUACCGGGGAGGGCGAUGCCGCCGCCGCUGCCGCCACCUCGUCUUCGUCGUCGUCUUCUGGUGCGGAGUGCGAGGAGGGCGGCGAGGAGUCCUCCCCGUCGGAGCUGGAGUGCCCGCUGUGCCUGGUGCGGCAGCCGGCGGGCAACGCGCCGCGCCUCCUCUCGUGCCCGCACCGCUCGUGCCGCUCGUGCCUCCGCCAGUACCUGCGCAUCGAGAUCACCGAGUCGCGCGUCAACAUCAGCUGCCCCGAGUGCAGCGAGCGCCUCAACCCGGCCGACAUCCGCCUCCUCCUGCGUGACUCGCCCCACCUCGUCGCCAAGUAUGAGGAGUUCAUGCUCCGCCGCUGCCUGGCCGCCGACCCGGACUGCAGGUGGUGCCCGGCCCCGGACUGCGGGUGAGAGAGAGCAAAGGCAGGGGCAGGAGGAAGGACACGCUUAAUAAUAAUAAUAAUAAUAAUAAUAAAAUAAAAAUAAGUAAAAACAGCAGCUGCUACUUUGGUGGCCGUUAUGGGAAGUAAAUUGCUUUAUCUG
Podarcis muralis (Common wall lizard) is the source of this 1050-nucleotide messenger RNA. NCBI's taxonomy places the organism in Eukaryota, Metazoa, Chordata, Lepidosauria, Squamata, Lacertidae. The record is from RefSeq and is a predicted model, not a curated record.